CCCGCCCAUGGGGGGCGGCUUUGGCCGCGUACCGAGGCGCGGGCCCGGGCGGCGGCGGGGCCGGGAUGUUCACGGCGGCUGCCGAGAGCUUCCUCAGGCAGGCGAGGGAGAUCCAGGAGGAAGAGCUGCGGAGAUUCACCACCCGCGUGUCCGCCCUGCUGCAGGGCCCCGAGCCGGGCCCCGAGGCCGUGGACGGGCUGCAGAGGCUGCACCUGAGCGUGGCCGCCACCAAAUACCCCCGCAAGCUCGAUGGCGAGUUUGUGGAGCUGUUGCAGAUGGUGCUGUGCUCAUCCAAAAGCCCUGAGCAGAUUCAGGUGUUAUGUGCUGCCAUCCUGAGAGAGAUGUCACCUUGCAACGAUCUGAUCCUGUCCUGUGAUGAGAUUCAAGAUACAAAGCUCUUGAGCCUGGUGUGCUCCGUCCUUCUGGCUCAGGGAAAUAAGAGUGAAGUGGCUGCUGUGGGGCWGCGUGUUGUGAAAGUCAUUGAAAGAAGACUGCCCGAGGGUCAGAGUGCYCGGUUCCUUCUUCCUGUCCUGGCAAAUGUCAUCAGCCUUUCACCAGAAUCUCUAACAGAAGAGCAGACCAGUGUUGUCAGUAAAAAGCUGGCUGACUGGCUGAGGUAUGCAAGCGUUCAGCAAGGAAUGGCUCAACCCUCUGGAGGCUUCUUCUCCAGUCCCAGAACCAAACAGCCUGCUCCUGUCACAGAGGUGGAUGGGGCUGUUGCUACAGACUUCUUCACAGUGCUCUCAGUGGCUCARCACUACACACAGGACCAGUGGCUCAACGUGCAGACCUUCUCCAUGCUGAGAAAUUGGCUGCUGUGCUAUGGGAGCAAGGAGCUGAACACCCCUAAUCCAGAUGACAAAGCAGGAAUGGACAGGUCUGUUGCAUCCAUGGUCUCCACUGCUCCCACAUCUGGUCGGCUGCUUCCCCCCACGGAGCGUCUGCGGGAGAAAUCCUUCGAGUACUGCCAGCGGCUCRUUGAGCAGAGCAACCGGCGACCCCUGAAGAAAGAAGAUGGAGACCUGCAGAAAGCUUGUCUCAUUGAGGCAGUGACAAUCAUGGACAUCAUCUGCAAGCAGGACUCCUCCUACGUGUACCGUGCUGUCUCCUUCCUGAAAUCCCUGCAUGGCAGGAUCUGUGGGGAUGCCACUUAUGCCAGGGCACUGCUGCCCAUUGCCCAGUUCUUCCUGAACCACAGCAAGCUGGCAGCWGUGGACUCGGAUGCCAUCUACAAACACCUCCUCACUGAUAUCCCAGCUCAGCUCUUCCACAACCCAUCACUGGCCUUCGAAUUUGUCCAGUUCUGCAAAGACAACAGCCAGCUCUUCACAGACACCUCCAGCAUAUUCAGGCAGAGCUUCCCAAAUCUCUUCAAGUUUCUGGCAUGGAAUAGCCCACCCCUUAUCUCUGAGUUUGUGGACCUUCUGCCAUUUCUGCUGGAUGCAGGCACAGCCAUUGAGAUCUUCCAUUUGCUGCUGGACCUGCCCUGUUUGACAGCAGCUCUGGACAUCCAGCUGAGGGCAGCUGCUGUUCCUGUCUCUGAGAAGGCAGGCAGUGACCCAGCUGGGAAACCAGCCUCGUGUCUGGAGGCCUUCCGCCAUYCCCUCUACAGGAGCAUGUUCCAGUAUCUUCUCCGCACCAGGUCUGCUCCCGAGGAUGCUCCAGACAGUCUGGUUCCACUUCGGCAGCUGCUGGGAUCGCUGGCUGGCAGCCCAAGGGUGGUUCAGUGUGCAGAGACUGUCCCUGUCUUGCUGGAGCUCUUCUUCAGGGUGGUGGCAGAGUUUGCAGAUGGAUCUCUKAUAAACCAGCUGGUGGUGCUGCUGCUGCAGAGGAGUGACCAGCUCUACGAGAUCCCAGCGUUCAAAGAGGAUGUGUACAGGGUGCUGGGCUCGCAGCUGGUGAUGCUGUGCAGGCUGCGCCCUGCRCUGGUGGUGGAGCUGUCCACAGAGAUCCUGGAGUUCUCAGGAGCAGUCAGCAACACCCAGAGCAAGGAGGCCAUCUUCACCCACCUGGUGUGGGCUAUCGGCGAGUACCUGUCGGUGUCCUACGACAAGCGCUGCACAGUGGAGCAGAUCACACGCUUCUUUGAGACCCUGGAGGCCGUGCUGUUUGAGAUCACCCAGCUCCGGCCACAGGCCAGCACCCCCAGCUGUGCCCCCCGUGCCAUCAGUGUCCUCAUGGCCACCUUGACCAAGCUGGCAGCCCGCAGCCAGGACUUGAUCCCCAGAGUGUCCAUGUUCCUGUCCAAGAUGAGGACAUUUGUGCAGAGCCCUGCUGUCACCUCUGUUUACUGUGAGGAGGACCUUGAGGAGAUCCUUAUUCGAGCAACUGAGCUCAUGAACCUGCUGAAAAUGCCCAGCGUGGCUCAGUUUGUGUUCACCCCACCCGUGGCCAGCACACGGUUUCAGAGGGAGGUGAAUGACUCCYUGCCUUUGGCCCUGAGGAUGGUCACCCAGCUCCUGGAGGCAGCUCCAGGCUCCAUGCCAGUGUGAGGGCAGGACGUUUCUGGACAGUGCUGACAUUCAAGGCUGAGGCCCUGAUCUUAACUGGAAAAGAGGAACAAAUGAUUGUGAAUGAAACAGAGAAUGGGAAUAAGGAGAGCUGAUGCUGCUCUCCUGCUCUGAGGCUGUUUGUAUUUGUGUGUCCUAGUGUCUGUUGCUUUUUUAUCUCCUAAGCUUGUCUUAUCCCUUCCUGACCACUAUGCAUUGAAAAUCCUGGUGGAUUUGUGYGAACGUUGCAGGAGAGUGAAUGAGUGCAUUAAUACCCUGCCAGCACACCSUGUCCCUGUGGAGAUGCACUUCUUCCCUCCCUUCUUUGCCUUGUUUCCCCUCCCCUGUGCUCUCACUACACCUCCACAUGCUGCUUUUCUCRCCUCCCUUGCAGCAGGUCAAGCCAAGGCCUGUGUGAGCUGGAGGAAGCAGGACUGAGUCCAUCACACGUGGGAGCCCUCACCACACCU
Messenger RNA from Malurus melanocephalus (red-backed fairy wren), 2959 nucleotides. RefSeq names its product adaptor related protein complex 5 subunit zeta 1 (gene AP5Z1). Bases 66 to 2492 code for a protein of 808 amino acids. The transcript is spliced from 17 exons. Gene Ontology annotation, cellular component: AP-5 adaptor complex. The record is from RefSeq and is a predicted model, not a curated record. NCBI's taxonomy places the organism in Eukaryota, Metazoa, Chordata, Aves, Passeriformes, Maluridae.